This is a messenger RNA of Peromyscus leucopus (white-footed mouse), 1018 nucleotides long. It is a transcript of the gene Emg1, whose product is annotated as EMG1 N1-specific pseudouridine methyltransferase. The coding region runs from base 118 to 852 and encodes 244 amino acids. Gene Ontology annotation, cellular component: nucleolus; small-subunit processome. Gene Ontology annotation, biological process: rRNA base methylation. The transcript is spliced from 6 exons. NCBI's taxonomy places the organism in Eukaryota, Metazoa, Chordata, Mammalia, Rodentia, Cricetidae. Gene Ontology annotation, molecular function: rRNA (pseudouridine) methyltransferase activity; rRNA binding. The record is from RefSeq and is a predicted model, not a curated record.
UGUCGCCAUUUCCAAGCGCCCGCUUUCAAAAUGGCAGCUAGGAGGAAGUUGGCAGUGAGGACGAACGCGAAGUUGUAACUUUGAGGACGUCAGCGCAACUUCCGGUCUGCUGGCAAGAUGGCUGCGCCCAGUGGUGGCUUGCAACCUCGUGAACGGCGUUUUGCAGGGCAGGAAGAGGACUGGGAUAACGCGCCGCCUAAGAGGCCCCGGCUUGGUGCAGGAAGCAAGAGCGGAGGCCGUAGGCUCAUUGUGGUGCUGGAAGGGGCCAGUCUGGAGACAGUCAAGGUCGGGAAAACUUACGAGCUACUCAACUGUGACAAGCACAAGUCCAUGUUGUUGAAGAAUGGACGGGACCCAGGGGAAGUCAGACCAGACAUCGCCCACCAGAGCUUACUGAUGCUGAUGGACAGCCCCCUGAACCGAGCUGGCUUGCUCCAGGUUUAUAUACACACACAGAAGAAUGUACUGAUUGAAGUGAACCCCCAGACGCGGAUUCCUAGGACCUUUGACCGCUUUUGUGGCCUCAUGGUUCAGCUUUUACACAAACUCAGUGUCCGAGCAGCUGAUGGCCCUCAGAAGCUUUUGAAGGUAAUUAAGAAUCCAGUGUCUGACCACUUCCCAGUUGGCUGUAUGAAAAUUGGCACUUCCUUUUCCAUGGCAGACGUCAGUGAUGUGCGAGAGCUGGUGCCCAGGAGUGACCCAAUUGUUUUUGUGGUGGGGGCCUUUGCCCAUGGCAAGGUCAGUGUGGAGUACACAGAGAAGAUGGUGUCCAUCAGCAACUACCCACUGUCUGCUGCCCUCACCUGUGCCAAACUUACCACAGCCUUUGAAGAAGUGUGGGGCGUCAUUUGAGAACCGCGGAGCCUAGUUCUCAGACAGGAGGACUCUUGACAUUAUGUCUGUUGACUCCUAAGGUGUCUGUUGAAGAUAAUCUUCUGUACCAAGACGGCAGAGUGGGCAGCCAGACUGAAUUUGUUUUGCUUUCCUAUAAAGACUGUGCUUUUCUCUUUUUUGCAAA